Molecule: messenger RNA, 6529 nt
Organism: Alosa sapidissima (American shad)
Lineage: Eukaryota; Metazoa; Chordata; Actinopteri; Clupeiformes; Clupeidae
Gene: mn1b
Product: meningioma 1b
Exons: 3
Coding region: 1054-4938 (1294 amino acids)
Biological process (GO): regulation of DNA-templated transcription
Source: RefSeq, a predicted model, not a curated record
GCUCGUCUCACGCUGCGCCGAGCGCCAGACAAGAGUAUGUGAUCUAUCAGCGAAUCGCUUCCAGCUGGAAUAGACCAGACCAGACUCUGGUGUUGAAGGAGUGACUGGAAGAGGACACACACGCACUGUGCGCGUACGUGUGUGAGUGUGCCUGUGUGCGCAUGAAAGAAAGGUCUGAGCGCAGUGUCGGUAUUAGGAAAAUUUAGUUUUUUUUAUUUCUGCAAAGUGCUUAGUUGCAUUUAAAAUGAUAAACACCGAGAGGACUGCGCUGUCAAGCGGCACUGUAGUGGCGGAGUUCGGCUAGUGCGUGCCCUGCACCUCGGCCGAAGCUCGGGGACAAGGUCGCGCACAAGCCUCACUGGUUUUAUUUCAUGUCACACGGAGCUGGAUUCUCCCUCGCCGGUUGCGCGAGUAGCCUACUCUAAGCAAUAUCCGGAUUUUGCGGCCGAUCAAGCACACCAUUACAGCGAUAAUUUAAUGGACUUCAUAAGAGAACCUCACGGAAAUCAUUGGCGCGUGGCCGGAGAGUUUUUAAUCGGUGACUGACCUCACCAAAUUUAGCUCUGAAUUGUUUCUCUUCUCUGGACAAUGUCAACGUGAAAGUCUGCACCUUCAGCAUGGAUUUUUAACGGACAUCUGAGAUCCCUUGUCCCGGGACAUUCUACCAGGAGGUGGAUUUUUUAAUUGGGCGAAUACUGUCACCGAUAGUAAGCGAAAGACAUUUUAAACUUUUGUUAAGACGGAAUAUAUUGGAGUACGGUUUAAAGGCACCACCAGUUUUGCAAGUUUAUUUAAAAUCGGUAUUAAUGCAUUUGGCACAGAAGGAACUCGUGUGAGUUUUAAAAUCACCGAAAUAUUCUCUUUUGCCUAUGUGGACAAUUAAUUGACAUUUUCGCACCACCACAACUAAAACGGCGAGGAAAUUGUGUUAAUGUUGCACAGUAUCAACUUUUUGUGUAGUGGACGAGUUAAACCGAACUGUAGGGGAGAGGGCAGAGUUCUGCCUCGAAGCCAGACAAGCUGGCUGUCAUGCAGGAUUGGUAGUGGAGAAGUAUGUUUGGACUUGAACAAUUUGGUCCUCAAAUAAAUAGCAGAAACGUCAGAGAGAAAAAUAAUUUGAAGCAGUUAAGAUCAAACAUGAGCGCCCAUUAUAAAAACCCCGGUUUUCACGCGGGAGCUCCGCCGCCCGGUGCGGUGGAACCGGGGAUUGGGCCGCUGAACGAGCCACCUAUGCUCGGGAUGAACAUGAACAUAAACGGGGAGUAUACUGGCGGCGGUUUUCACCCCCGCGGCCAUUCGGAGAUGCACGCUGGCGGUCUUCAACAGCAACAGCAGCAGGCGCCCAUGCACGGGUUUUUCAACAACCAGCAACCUCAUAGUCACGGACACUCUCACGGCCACCAGACCCAUCCCCACCAACACCACCCGCAUUUUGCGGGCGGCUUUGGUGGCCCAGAGCAAGGGUCUUCCUGUUUACAUGGGGGUAGGAUGAUGGGUUACGGUGGUGGCAUGGGGCCCCAGCAGGGCUUUGCGGAGGGCUUCGACCCCCUCUCCGAGGGCCAAGCAGGGGAGGGGUUCCCCCAGCAACAGCAGAGGCCUGGGUCUAUGCCUGACUUCCAGCACCACGGACCCUCCAGUGGAAACCACCCCGUCCCUGCCCCCUGCCUGCCCCUGGACCAGUCACCAAACCGGGCUGCCUCUUUCCACGGCCUGCCCUCCUCCUCCUCCUCCUCCUCUGAGGGCCACGGUCUGGAGCCCAGGCGUUUGCCCCCGCAGGCCGGCGUGGAGGGCCUGGACUACAGCUACCCCAACGAGCCCCCUGCCGGCCACUUUGACGUGUCCGUCUUUUCCCCCUCGGACUCUGAGUCCCAGCUCCCCCACUUCGCCGCCGGCAGACAGGGGGCCGGUUUCCCCGGAAACCCGGCCCUGUCCAGGCCACCGGGGAUGCAGGCCCUCCCCAAGGGCCACCCCCAGGGGCCCCAGCAGCCGCAGCAGCAGCCCCCCGCCCAGCACGGAGGAGGGGGGGUGUUCUUCGAGCGCUUCGGCAACGGCAGGAAGAUGCCCGUGGGCAUGGAGCCUGGCGUGGGGGCCAGGCACCCCCUCCUGCAGCAGCAGCAGGCGGCCGCCUUGCUGGGGCGCCAGGGCUCCCUCCCCCGGCCCCCCCAGCCCGAGCCGGGCGCCCCCAACCCGGGCAUGCAGGACGGCAGUGGCCUCAUGCCCGGCCAGCACAACCAGUUUGAGUACCCCAUCCACAGACUGGAGAACAGGGGCAUGCACCCCUACGGGGACCCCAUGUUCAUGCAGCAGCAGCAGCAGCAGCAGCCUCCACCCCCCCACGGCCAGCCCCCCAACCAGCGGCUGCAACACUUUGACUCUCCGUAUCUGAACGUGGCCAAGCGGCCGCGCUUCGAGUUCCCCGGCGGCGGUCACCACGGCACGGCCGGCGACAGCUGCGGAUCCUGGGGCGCGGGCGGCGGUGGCGGUGGCGGCGGCAUGCACAACCCUCCCGGCAUGGAGAGCCACCUCUCGCCCUCGUCGUACCCGGGCCUCCCGGGGGAGUUCACGCCGCCGGUGACGGACGGCUUCCCGCCGGGGCCUCCCCUCCAGCACCCGGGCCACGAGCAGCAGCAGCAGACCCUGCAGCAACAGCAGCAGCACCGCCAGAACGCCGCCAUGAUGAUCAAGCAGAUGGCGUCGCGCAGCCAGCGCAUGCGGCAGCCCAACCUGCAGCAGAUCGGUCACCACGGCGACGUGGUGCCCCCGGGUCCCAUGGUGCACGGCGGUGGCGGCGGCAUGCCGCAGACGGGCUUCGAGCGCGAGAACGGCGGCGGGCGCAUGGUGAACUUUGACGGCCAGAACCCGCACCUGGCGGCUCAGGAGAGCGCCUGGUUCGCCGGACCGCACCCCGCCCCCAGCGAGAUGAUGGCCCGGCGGAUGGGGGGCCCGGGCGGAGAGCCCGGCGCACACGAGAUGCAGCCCAACGGCGCGGGUAUGAUGUUCCGGCCGGGCGUGAACGGCAUGGGCAUGCCGGACGCCAUGCGGAUGCCUGGCGACGGGCACGUGCAGGGACCCCUGCACUCGCCCAGCCUGCACCCGCAGUUCGCCGGCAACAUGGGCAACCUGGCACAGAUGCAGUCGCCCGGCGGCGGCCUCUCCAACGCGCCCGCCGAGCGCCGUCCGGCCGACUUCUCUGGGCCCCCCAUGGGCGGCCAGUCCGCGUUCCCCUACGGAGGACCCGGUAGGCAGGGUGCGCCGCCGCACGGCAACCCUCAGGGGGUCAGCACCUCCCCAGGGAGCUACUCCUCGCCGCCCGACUUCCCGCCGGGCCAACGCUCGUCGGUCAGCAAGCUGGGUGCGCUCUCGCUGGGCAACUUCAGCAAGUCCAGCAGCAAGGACAGCGUCUUCGGCCAGAGCUGCCUGGCGGCGCUCUCCACCGCCUGCCAGAACAUGAUCGCCAGCCUGGGCGCCCCCAACCUCAACGUGACCUUCAACAAGAAGAACCAGAGCGACGGCAAGCGCAAGCUGAGCCAGACGGAGCAGGACGCGAACAACGGAGGCGGCGGAAACGCGGCCAACGGGAGCACUGGUCAGGAGUACUUCCCCGCCGGCGGUGGCGGCGGCUCUUCGCAGAGCAGCCAGAUGCCCGGCGCCGGGCCUGGAGCGGGCGGCAAGCCCGUCAGUCAAAACCAGACGCCGGUGCAGGGGGAAGCCAGUGCCCUCUCCCCAAACUACAACAUGGACGCUACCCCAUGCAGUGAUGGGAAGGCAGCAACAGGGAGUGGGAGAGGGAGAGGGAGGAGGAAAAGGGACAGUGGCCAUGUGAGCCCUGGCAUGUUUUUCCCCUCUGACAAUGGCAACCCUGUUGUGAGUCCUGGUCAGCCGGCGCCCCCUCCGGCUGGCCUUGGGGAGAGGGGUGGGGGGACACCUCACGAGAAGCCCCUGACCUCGCCCUCCUGGGGCGGGAAAGGGGGCGACCUGAUCCUGGGGGACCAGGCUGACCUCAUGUCGUCGCUGGACAGCGGCAUCCAGAGCGUCUCCAAGUCGGACGGCUGCUCGCCGCACGUGGACUUCCCGGACGACGUGGGCGUGGGCGGCGGCCUGCACUACGGCAACGAGGACGAGGUGUCGUCCAGCUCGGACGCCGCCGGCGCCAAGGCCAGCCGGAGCCCCAUGGUGGGGGGCUCCCCGAAGCUGGUGCGGGGCGACGGCGUGGCACUGAUGGGUGGACAGAAGGGACAGAGCCUGGGCAUGGCUAACCAUACUACCUCGACAUCUGACGGAUACGGACUUGGCACCACCGCCAACGGAGGCAACGCGGGGCCAGGCGGUCACCCCGGAACGCCGGGCAUGGAGCAGGUACGGACGCCCUCCAGCACUUCUGGCCAGGAUGAUGUCCACCCUCUGGAGAUCCUGCAGGCCCAGAUCCAGCUCCAGCGCCAGCAGUUCAGCAUCUCGGAGGACCAGCCUCUGGCCAUGAAGAACGGCGGCAAGAAAGGGGCCGCCGCUGCCGUCGCCGCUGACUGCAGUGGACAGAACGGCGACGUGGAGCUGGCUGGCUGCAGCCCAGAUGCCGGGAAAGGCAACAUGGGCACUAUAGACCUGGACACACUCAUGGCCGAGCAGCACGCCACCUGGUAUGUGCCUGACGACAAGACCCUCAUGGAGGGCUCGGAGGAGGGCAAGGGCUUGACUCCGUGGGAAAAGACAAAAGGCCAGAGCAACAUGAAAGAAGAUGGGGAUGUGUCCCAGAGUAAGUCGGCGGGCGGCGUGGGGGCCCCGGGCCCCGGUGGGGCGGGGAGCCACCUGCAGUGCCUGUCGGUCCACUGCACGGACGAGCUGGGCGAGGCCAAGGGCCGCAACGGGCCCGUCUCCUCCUGGCGCUCGCUGCACUCCGACAUCUCCAACCGCUUCGGCACCUUCGUGGCGGCGCUCACCUGAGGACUGGCCCCCUUCGGCCACGCGCUCUGUCCCUCUCUUACUGCUGACCACAGAGAGUGGAGAGAGAGAGAGAGAGAGAGAGAAGGAAGGAAGGGGGGAUGAAGGGAUGGAGAGGACGGAGAGAGAGGAGGAAGACAGCAGUGAUUGGAGGAGGAGGAGGAUGGAGGAUGUGGAUGAAGAGGAGGAAGAUGAUUGCAAGCUGAUUGUUGCUGUUGCUGUUGAUCGUCGUCUCUCUCUCUCGUCAUCCAUUACCCAGAGAUGGGAAUGCUCAGACAAGGACACACACAUUCACAAGCAUACACACAUCAACACACAGAAGACAUGCACACACACACACACACACACACACACACACACACACACACACCCUCACUUACACAUACACACAUUAACACACACACACACACACACACACACACACAUUCACACCACUGGUGGACAGGACUUUAUGGCAGGGUGCCAAACAGAUGCGUCCACCGUAGGAGAACCUCAAACGUUUUUUUUGUGUGUUUUUUGUUUUAGUUUUUCUUUUGUUUUUCUUUUGUUUUUUGUUUUCAUUUUUGUAGAAAAUGAACAGACAUGAAUGAGGCUUGAGGGAGGAGAGUGGGGGAGGGGGGGGAAAGAGAGGGAAAGACCUCGAAAGAGACGGAGAAGUGAAACAUGAUGUCAGGGCUCUGCCGCACCGGUCCUGGAGGGAAGACCACCAGACAGUCCACUCAUGCCCCCCGACACACUAUCUUCUGGGUAUGAGGGGGGGUCACUAAUCCUAUUGUCAGCCACUGGGGCUCCUUUUGAAAUGUGGGCUCUCCGAGCCACCGUACCUCAACAAGGCUCAGCAGGCGACUACUUUACCAGUUCCUGCUGUGUGGAGGGAGAGAAAGAGAGGCAGAGAGAAAGAAGGAGGAAGGCAGAAAGAGAGAGAAGAGGCAGAGAGAGGCAAAGAAAGAGGGAAGGAGGAAGGGACACACACACACACACAUACACACACACACACACACACACACACACACACACACACACACACAUCCUGACUGCACCUUUAUCAGUUGAUGGGAUUGCCCCCUUCACUCUUCAGUUAUGUCAGAUAAAGACACUUCCUCCUUCUCUCUCUCUCUCUCUCCCUCUCUCCCUCUCUCUCUCUUUCUCUCUCUCUCUCUCUCUCUCGCUCCUUUUCUCUCUUCUGGUGACUGGUAUCGUCAGAUUGCCAGGAGGGAGUUCACAGACCUUCUCACAUCCCACUCUUGAUUGAAUCUGUAACAAAUGGGUGAAAGAUGGAGUGACUAAAAAAACAAGUGAAAGAAAAAGAGUAUUGGUAUUGCACAUGUAAAAUAAGAGAACAUUUGCUGUGUGUUAGGCAAUCUUGUAAUCUUUAAAUAAAGCUUCUGUUGACUUUGAAUCCAUAGAUGGAGGAUGUGACGAUAACUUGCAAAAGCCGCUGCGGUAUCUUCUCUUUUUUUGUUGUUGUUUUGUUUUUCUUUUUUAAAAAAUAAUAUGUAAAGUGCAGUCGUCAGUUUUCCUGCAUAUUGUAUAUAUCUGUAUAUGUUUUAUUGAGUAACUAAAUAACAAUAAAUAUGACGGUAAUGGUGAAUUA